AGGAGGCAGCAUGCUGAACGCAGCCGCCGCUCAACGCUGCCUACAAACUUGCCCGAUAUGUGACGGGACGCUUCUUUACCUUCAUGCCACCGCAGGGGUAAUAACGGGAGCCGCGCACACGCACACGGGGAGCCACACAUAACAGAAACAGCGGGCAAACAUCAGCAGCUCUGGUGAUCCACUCUGCUCAGCACAUUCUGUAAGGAAGGAGCUGUAUCUCACUGUAAUCUGAAGAGAUGAGCGGCAACAAGAAGGUGGAGGACGAGGCGGUGCUGGACCGGGGGGCAUCCUUACAGAAGCACAAGUGUGACGACGAGGAGGUAGAGGGUCACCACACUAUUUACAUCGGCGUGCACGUGCCCAAGAGUUACCGGCGUCGGAGGCGUCACCGUCGGAAAACCGGCCACAAGGACAGGAAGGAGAGGUCAACGGAGGGCACCCUUGACAAGUCGGACAACGAUGAGACCAGCAACAGCAUCCUCAAACCUCUCAUCUCACCGGCAGCAGAGAGGAUCCGCUUCAUCCUUGGGGAGGAGGACGAUGGCCCGGCUCCCCCUCAACUCUUCACAGAGUUGGAUGAGCUGCUGUCAGUGGAUGGACAGGAGAUGGAGUGGAAGGAGACGGCCAGGUGGAUUAAGUUUGAGGAGAAGGUAGAGAAAGGAGGUGAACGCUGGAGUAAACCUCACGUGGCGACGCUGUCCUUACACAGUCUGUUUGAACUGCGGACGUGCAUCGAGAAAGGCACCAUCAUGCUGGACAUGGAAGCGUCCACUCUUCCUCAGGUUGUUGACAUGAUCACUGACAACCAGAUUGAGAUCGGGCAGCUGAAAGCCGAACUGAAGGACAAAGUGAUGUACACGUUGCUACGGAAACAUCGCAAACAGACCAAGAAGUCCAACCUGCGCUCUCUGGCUGACAUCGGCAAGACGGUCUCCAGUGCAAGUAGGCUGUUUUCCAACCAGGAAAACGCUCGUAGUCCUCUUGAGAACUCUCUGACUUGCCUGUCGGGUCGCAUUUCAAUGGAGGACUUGCAGAGCCAGAGGAGUACCAGCAUGGACUGGCUUAAUAGUCCAGCCACAGCCCACAAGAACCUGACGUCCAACAGCAUGAACGACAUUUCUGACAAGCCAGUAAAAGAUCAGCUGAGGAACAAGUUCAUGAAGAAGUUGCCAAGAGACGCCGAGGCCUCCAACGUGCUGGUGGGGGAGGUGGAUUUCCUUGAUGCCCCGUUUGUGGCGUUUGUUCGUCUGCACCAGGCUGUGAUGCUGGGAGCCUUGACGGAGGUUCCUGUGCCCACAAGAUUCUUAUUCAUCCUGCUUGGACCCAAAGGCAAAGCGAAGUCAUACCACGAGAUUGGCAGAGCAAUCGCAACGCUGAUGUCCGAUGAGAUUUUCCAUGACAUUGCGUAUAAGGCCAAGGACAGACAGGACCUGCUGGCUGGUAUCGAUGAGUUCCUGGAUGAGGUGAUUGUGCUUCCUCCCGGAGAGUGGGACCCUGCCAUCAGGAUAGAGCCUCCAAAGUCUCUACCGUCCUCUGACAAAAGGAAAAACAUGUACGCAGGAGGGGAUUCUCAGAUGAAUGGAGACAUGCCUCAUGAUGGAGGUCACGGAGGAGGUGGAGGAGGUGAAGGAGGAGGAGGAGGAGGAGGAGGACACGCUGUAGGGGAUGAGCUACAGAAGACAGGAAGGUUUUGUGGCGGUCUCAUACUUGACAUCAAAAGAAAAGCGCCUUUCUUCAUCAGUGACUUCACUGACGCAAUUCACAUUCAGGCCCUGUCGGCCAUUUUGUUUAUUUACCUGGGAACUGUGACAAACGCCAUCACCUUUGGCGGCCUGCUGGGGGACGCUACAGAAAACAUGCAGGGUGUGUUGGAGAGUUUUCUGGGUACAGCGAUUGCUGGCGGGGUCUUUUGUCUGCUGGCUGGUCAACCCCUCACCAUCCUCAGCAGUACUGGUCCUGUUCUGGUGUUUGAAAGGCUGCUCUUCAACUUCAGCAGAGAAAACCAGUUUGAUUACCUGGAGUUCCGCCUGUGGAUUGGUCUGUGGUCGGCGUUCCUUUGCUUGGUGCUCGUGGCCACUGAUGCCAGCUUCCUGGUUCAGUACUUCACACGGUUCACUGAGGAAGGCUUCUCCUGCCUCAUCAGCUUCAUCUUCAUCUAUGACGCUUUCAAGAAGAUGCUUAAGCUCGCUCACCACUACCCCAUCAACUCUGAUUUUGACCUGGACUACGUUACGCAGUACGACUGUCUCUGUAUGGCCCCUACUGUUGCUGAAAACACUACAGAUAUCCUUGGAGAUCCUUUAGAGGGCACUUCAGUCUGGUACUGGAACAACACUGGUCUGCCAAUGAACACCACGUGGUCGUCCCUCUCAAAGACAGACUGCCUGAAGUACAAAGGGGAGCUGGUGGGCAAGUCCUGCGAAUUUAUCCCAGACAUCACCCUCAUGUCCUUCAUCUUGUUCUUUGGCACAUACGCCUGCUCAAUGAGUCUGAAGAAGUUCAAGACCAGCCGAUUUUUCCCCACCACUGUGAGGAAUCUCAUCAGUGACUUUGCCAUCGUCCUGGCCAUCCUCAUCUUUUGUGGAGUCGAUAUGCUUGUCGGAGUCGAUACUCCUAAACUUAUUGUGCCAAGUGAAUUCAAGCCAACAAGUCCUAAGAGAGGCUGGUUUGUCCCACCGUUUGGAGCAAACCCCUGGUGGGUUUACCUGGUAUCAUCUGUCCCUGCCCUGCUAGUCACUAUACUGAUCUUCAUGGACCAACAGAUUACUGCUGUGAUUGUCAACAGGAAGGAACACAAACUGAAGAAAGGGGCAGGUUACCAUCUGGAUCUGUUCUGGGUGGCUAUUCUGAUGGUGGUUUGCUCCUUCCUGUGUUUGCCGUGGUAUGUGGCUGCCACCGUCAUCUCUAUCGCUCACAUCGACAGUCUAAAGAUGGAGACAGAAACAUCGGCUCCGGGAGAGCAGCCGAAGUUCCUGGGUGUGAGAGAGCAGAGGGUCACUGGUGUGUUUGUGUUCAUCCUGACAGGACUGUCUGUACUCAUGGCUCCAAUUUUAAAGUUCAUCCCCAUGCCUGUGUUGUAUGGAGUCUUCUUAUACAUGGGAGUUGCCUCUCUAAAUGGAGUACAGUUUAUGGAUCGUCUGAAGCUGUUGCUGAUGCCAGCUAAACACCAGCCCGACCUGAUUUACCUGCGACAUGUUCCCCUCAGAAAGGUCCACCUCUUCACCUUCCUCCAGGUGCUUUGCUUGGCUCUGCUCUGGAUCCUCAAAUCCACAGUGGCUGCCAUCAUUUUCCCUGUUAUGAUCCUCGCUCUGGUGGCUGUCAGGAAAGCAAUGGACUACAUGUUCUCUCAGCUUGACCUCAGCUACUUGGAUGACAUCAUCCCAGAGAAGGACAAGAAGAAGAAGGAGGAUGAGAAGAAGGGCAGCAUCGACAGCGAUGCAGAAGAUGAGAGAAGUCUCCAUCAUUCCUUGAGCGACAUACAUCGUGCUGAGAAAUUUCACUAUUACCAGGGCAACUGCUUGUCUAGCAUUAAAGGUCGCAAAAGGUCAGAAGACGCACUAACUACCGAACAUAUAAUCCCUGAGAUGAGUCCACUGAAGUCUGUGCCUCAGAUUAGAAUAGAAAUGGAACCAGAUGAUGAUAAUCCAUUCUACUGGAAGAGCAGAGGAACUGAAACAACCCUGUAGAGCACUGAACCUCCUGCAUCACCCACACAACUCUUUUUCUGAAUUUACUCUUUUAAAAUUCUAUUCUGAUUCACUGAAAAAUCUCCUGGAAUUUAACUUUUGUUUUGAACAAGUGGUACAAAAAAAAGAGAGAGAACACUAAAGUAAUGUAAAGCUUUUUUCCUGUUAAUGAAGCCGUUUUAAAACAAUGUCUUUUCUUGCACUUUUCUCGUAGCUCCACACUUAACGGCGUUCGUCUUUCUGACUCAAAAACACUGAUACCCCUGUACUACUUUUCUAUGCAAUUAUCCCUCACAUUGGUGACACGGUAAAUGCUGCAGCUCUCUGGCCAUGCAUGGAGUUCCCUCCCUGCUGUUUUGAUGUAUAAAUAAAUAAAAAUGAUUUUUUUUUUCAUAUGCAUUGAAUUACUCUAAUAACAUUUUCCUGUAGCAGGAAAGUUAUGUUUUAUAGCUCUACCUCUUGUUUUAGAUUCAGUGCUUAUGAUGAACAAACGUAAAAAAAAAAAAAAAUGUUGAUUUCUGUUGCAGCUUUGGGGUUUUUGAUAUUUUCUUUCUGUCCUUUUGCAGAGUUGAGAUGAUUUAAGAGAUUCACUGUGUUAUAUAGAAUGUGAAGGAACUGUGUGCAAAUAGAUUAAAUUAAUUAACCAUUAAUUAAAAAUGCAUAUUCGUAUGUGCAGAUAAGAAAUAUUUUUUAUCAUGAUUGCUUUACAUUCUCUUUUUAAUUAUUUUACAUGUUCACUUCAGAGCUUUUGUUACUCGUUUAAAUUAAAUCAGCUGCGUCUUUAUCUUUUAUUUUUUUUUAUUAUUCUGUUAUUUCUUAUAUCAGUACUUUUUCCUCGUUGCGGGUAGAAAACAGUUCAGCAAAACAUAAUCAUCAAAUUUUCCUCAGCCAAACCCUAAAACUCUGACUCAGAGUGCAAAUCAUGAUUGCUUGUGCUUUACCUAAGUGGCUUAUAUGAGAUUGAUUGAGACUGAAAUCUUCAUGGUAAUAGGACAAGAGGAGAGGUUGUUUGUGUUUUAUCAAUUGAAAAAGGGGAAUUUUCAAGAAUGUGCAAAAUGCUUUUAGCGGCUGUAAGGUAUUAGCAUUAGUUUUAUACUAAUAUGACAAUUCAAAAAUCCCGUAUCCAGCUCUGUUGAGUGAAAACAUACUUUUAUAAACUCAGCUGAAGUGAACACAAACCAGCAAGUGUACACACUGACUGUAUCGUACAAGCUCUGUUAAAUUCAACUAAUCCAUUUAACUUCUUCACAGGUUUUAUUUGUUAAUCCUGGAAAAAAAAGAGUUAUUGCUUUAACUUGGAUUCAAUGUGCAAGUGAGUAAUAAUCUGUUGCUUGUUGCUAGGACAACAGCUUCAGGCAAACAAGACGACAACUAUGUUAAAUACAAGAAAUGUACAUAGAACUAACUCAACAUUUCUCCACUGCAGCUCAGCAAGCAAACUUUUGUACUGAAAAGAUUGUAACUUUUUUUUUUAAACUGGUUUGUUGGCACUGCAUAUUAGGAAUGUGAUUUGUCCUUCAUAUUUUAUAUUAUUGUUGCAAGAGGUUAUUGUUUCAUGGCCAGUGUAGCAGAAAAGGGAAAAUGACUUGCAUAUAUAACAUAUAUAUAUAUAUAUAUACAUAUAUAUAUCGUUGUAUUUUUUGGGAAUAAAAUGAAGAGGAAAUUCAGCUCAAAUCCAGCUCAAAAGUUGCUUGUUGUAUCUGUUUCCUAACAUUCGUCUCAGAGUGAGAAGGUGUGUCCACAGUUACAAAAAGAAGAAUAAAACCUCUCAAAUGUGACAGCUUCACUUUUAUUGGCUAGUUAUUUUCUGCAGGACAAAAAAAAAAGCUUCUCAAGCACCAACACUGUACCAAUGGCUUGCAGACGCAGUUUCUGUCUUUGAUUUUUUUUCCGAGGUCUAAUCGAGCCACAGAUUUGUUCUUAUUGUCCUCAGCACCACUACAGAAACACAGACUGUGAUCAAGUAGCCGCCUUCUUCCACUUUUGUACAUAAAGACCUUCAGUACAAACCAAAAUGCAACAAGUGAAUCUGUUCUUUACUUUGUUGCUGCCAGCGAUGUCAUUUCAAUUCCACAGCACUGUCUGUAGCUGUCAACUGAACGUUGAAGCAAGUGUGAUUUAUUGUUGGUGACACAUUAUGUGAUGAGAUGUAAGACUAAAUCUUCAAAAUGGAAUCAAAACAUUGUUAAUGAGGUUAAUUAUAGAUGAAAUACUGGGUGUGUUUUUUUUUAAUUAACUUUUUUUUGACAUUCUAGUGAAGGAUAAAUUGUUCAUUUUAGAAUUUAUAUUUUUCAAAUGAAAUGUAUAUUAAAAAAAAGAAAUAAACAGAAAUGAUCAGUGA
Solea solea (common sole) is the source of this 6027-nucleotide messenger RNA. RefSeq names its product solute carrier family 4 member 4a (gene slc4a4a). Gene Ontology annotation, biological process: monoatomic anion transport; transmembrane transport; bicarbonate transport. The record is from RefSeq and is a predicted model, not a curated record. Gene Ontology annotation, cellular component: basolateral plasma membrane; plasma membrane. The transcript is spliced from 28 exons. NCBI's taxonomy places the organism in Eukaryota, Metazoa, Chordata, Actinopteri, Pleuronectiformes, Soleidae. The coding region runs from base 237 to 3686 and encodes 1149 amino acids. Gene Ontology annotation, molecular function: sodium:bicarbonate symporter activity; solute:inorganic anion antiporter activity; monoatomic anion transmembrane transporter activity.